Cantharellus anzutake is the source of this 3110-nucleotide messenger RNA. RefSeq lists its product as uncharacterized. Lineage: Eukaryota; Fungi; Basidiomycota; Agaricomycetes; Cantharellales; Hydnaceae. The coding region runs from base 224 to 2917 and encodes 897 amino acids. The record is from RefSeq and is a predicted model, not a curated record. The transcript is spliced from 5 exons.
CAUGGAGUUCAGGACAACAUUCGUAAACAGUAUCAAUUCGGAGCAUUGCCAGUGGGGAGGUUCCGCUGUUGCCUCGUUGCAGGCACGGCUGCCUUCUGCUCCCAAAUCCUAUCCAGAUAUCAUGCAGGCUGAGCUUCAAGCUACUCAGAGCAACCGCAGUGUCGGUCAGCCAUCAGUGCAUCGAAAGCCUGGGAACCAUGUUGGUGCGUGACUUGAUUAGCAUAUGAAUUGCCAGCCAGCUGUCAUCAGACUCCUGACGACGGCGCUUGACGCAGCAAUUUCUCGGCGACGUGGUGCACAGACGCGCCUAAGUAUGGAUGAUCGACCUGACGCUGACACGUUAUCAAUGCUAGAGUACUACCAUUCUAAGGCGGCUGCAUCUGGGUUUGGCGCACUCUACUCUUCCUCAUCCUCGUCCUCAGAUGACAUCAGGUCGUCUUCAUCGGAUAGCCAGUAUUCCCGCGGAGAAAGGUCAAGGUCCCCUUCACCAGCACGGAACAACAACGGCAACGACGGGGACAAGGCUGACAGAAAGAGACGAUCAUCUAUGGUGACCGUUCGCGGCGAUGCCAAUGCGGAAAUAUCUGUCCUGGCUUCGCAGUCAGUUUCAAAUGCCCCUGGCGGUGCUAUUAAACGUCGGCCCAGCGCUCGCGCAGCUCGAAACGCAGAUAACCGCAGACUCGCAAUUAUGGAAUUGAACUCUGCACCGCCUUCUGAACACACUUCAUCGCUGGACAAUAUCAUGUCGGGUCAGAAUCAGAUACGGUCACUCAACAGAAACAACUCAUUAUCUUCAAGGCGAGGUAUGAUGCUCAAACUUCAUCAAUCAGGUAUUCGCAGAAACAGACGCUCAAGCAAUCCACGUGUUGUGAAUCCAGGUAUGCAUCAGCCUCGUGUAGCGCUCGUGGCACCGCCAGAUGUAGCACCUUCAUCCUAUACGAAUUUGACCCCAUAUCCGGCCCAUCGAAGUGGCACUCAUGAUGAUAUUCCCACUCGCCCCUAUCUCGCCCAUCGACGCGCAAGAAGCCAUGAGCCAAUAUCUUUCUCCACUCCUGAACUUCAGCCUGCUUAUGAAGGCAGAGGAGAUGCGGAGCAGAAGCCGCAAUUUGCGCUUGAAGCGAGCCGACCGCGCGUUACAGCACAGCACGAGAUGACACAUGCGAGCACGAGGCCGGAGUCGGAUUCCCGCGAGACUCUUUAUAGUGCUGACGUCGACGAAGCUUCGUCUUUUGAGCCUCCGGUCAUAGAGUCGCUUGUUCAGACCGCGGACCUUCCGCACCCUCAACUCUCGGAGUCCCCAUCAUUACAAUCAGGGUUGGAGUGGGUCACAACUUCACCUUCCACCGACACAGUAGUCCAAAGCAAGGACGCAGACACGGAAAUCGCCAGCCCGGUGAUCCAUACCUUGCAGAUGGCUUGGCCAGCAACCAACCUUCAACCGCAGCCUUUCCAGAUAACUUAUGGCGGUGCACCUCCAGUUAGUGCAACAACACACACCCAAGUGUCACGGGCGUCUCCUAUCCCUACGUUCUCUCCGGACAUGCCGUACAUGUUUUUCGAUUCAGCUCUUCACGGUGCUGCUGGACCACCACCUUCCCUUCCAAAAGCUCUUCAGCCACCCCGCCGGUCCCCUGCUCCAGGAUCAUUGCUGUCCUCUGCGCCAGCGCCCGCCACUUCCACAUCAGUGCAAGCAGCAGGUGUCCCAAUAAUGUCAUCGCCGGCGGCGAACACACCAGUGUCGAUAUCAUCCGCUUCGACGUCCCCUGAGACCAUGAUGUUGACAGUCCCCCUGGUCCCUUCAUCGCCUGCCCAAAUAACUGGACCACCGGCACACUACCAACAAGAAACUCGACCAUUUUCUACUCCCCUGACUACCACAAUGAAUCAUCCUAUUACACCAAUCUCUCCACCUCCCCGUCCUCCCCGUAUGUCCUCCCCUCCUAGGAAAAACAACUAUCCCGAUCUUGCCCAAAAUUACCCAUCAAUCCAUGGUGUCCAACUGUCUCCGGCGGCGCCUAGUGAGAUGCAGUCUAUCGUGUCUGAGGCUAUCCCCCAGUCUCCCAUAGAGCUCGAGUCUCCACAAGCCACUCAAAUCCAAGUUCGCCACACAAGACAGCGUACCUCAUACGAUAGCGGCAAAUCUAGUGUGAGAUCUCGACCUCUUCCUACGCCACCUACGGUCAAUCGAUCUUUAUCACAAGGUUCUGUGGUAACUUCGUCAUCCGUUCGUUCCCAGACAACACGGCUCAGCGGUAUGAGCGAUUCUAUUUACAGCAAUAGUUCGCAUCCAACGCGGCGAGUAUCGGAUAGUGCAUACGAUGAUGAUUUCGUGAGCCAACAGAUUGAAGGUCCAAAAACUCCUCCGGGCGAUGAUCCCAUUAUGUUUUCAUCUCCGGAGAAGAUUUCCUCGUUAUCGUCCUCACCACCCUCACAUAACCACUUCCGUGAACCUUCCAGCGUCAUAUCCUCUAAUCCUCCUUCCCCUCCACCAAAAGAAUUACCCGCCAUACCUAUCGCUCCGCUCUCUCCAACCCGGGGAGAUACCAUUGAUGACCUGGUUGCUGUGGUGGAUGAUGCCAUGGAUGACAUGGGAUUAAACAGUGUGGCGCCCUCAUAUGCUGCGCAAGCCUCUUGGUACGAAAACGAUAACCCUCCCGAUUCCAGCGAACCCACUGUUGAACUUCGUCAAUGGGAUAGCUCCAGUAGCCUUGAUACCAGCUCUUACGUUCAUGCGCAAAUCACGGAUGCAACGAGUAUCUCUAGGACCUCUUCCCGUGAAGCGUGCAAUGAUCGGACGAAUACACUAUCCAUGACCAGCGUCCACACACCUCCACCUACCGGAGGUUCCGAUCAGGACCAUUCUAGUGAACGUUCUGAAGAUGCGCACCGCAUUGGAUCGUGCGGCUGGGUACGCUGAAAAAAUUAAUGAGCUUGCGGCUGAGGAUUGUGGGCUUGAGGCCUGGAUUCUUGGUCUCAAUCAGAAGAAAAAAGUGGGCCGAUCUCGCCCUGCUGAAGACAAUGAAAGCGAUACACUUGGCCCAUUAUCAUCGUUUGCUCGCCCAGGUGGUGCAAAACUUCGUCGUCGAAUGUCCCACAUGUCCCGUACUUCU